Sebastes umbrosus (honeycomb rockfish) is the source of this 1591-nucleotide messenger RNA. RefSeq names its product kynurenine--oxoglutarate transaminase 1-like. The coding region runs from base 163 to 1434 and encodes 423 amino acids. The record is from RefSeq and is a predicted model, not a curated record. Gene Ontology annotation, molecular function: pyridoxal phosphate binding; L-kynurenine:2-oxoglutarate transaminase activity. Gene Ontology annotation, biological process: biosynthetic process. Gene Ontology annotation, cellular component: mitochondrion; cytoplasm. NCBI's taxonomy places the organism in Eukaryota, Metazoa, Chordata, Actinopteri, Perciformes, Sebastidae. The transcript is spliced from 13 exons.
UUUAAAGUCCUCUGGACUCUAAAGUACAAGGAGUUAUUGAAGGGAAAAAAGUGCUGUCAUAUAAAGGUACAAAAGGUUGAAAGGGGGAAGGAAGGGUGGAUUACUGAAUGUUACAGCAAAUUCCACUGAAGUUGUUCAACUGGAAACCAUCGCCAGUCAAUCAUGUCAGGACGACUUCAUGCACACAGAACGGAGAGUGUGGACAAAAACGUGUGGGUUGAAUUCACACAACUGGCAGCAGACUACAAGGCAGUGAACCUCGGACAAGGAUUUCCUGACUUCUCCCCUCCCAAAUUUGUCCGGGAGGCUUUUUGUGAAGCUGUGAGCGGAGGACACCAGAUGCACCAGUAUACUCGAGAUUUUGGCCAUCUUCCUCUUGUAACAAGUCUGGCUAAAUUCUUCAGUAGGAUUGUGGGACAUGAGAUUGAUCCUCUUGAAGAUGUCCUGGUCACAGUUGGAGCUUAUCAGGCUCUCUAUUGUGCAUUUCAGGCUCUCAUUGAUGAAGGGGAUGAGGUCAUAAUUAUCGAGCCGUUCUUCGACUGCUACCAGCCAAUGGUGAAGAUGGCCGGAGGAAAGGCAGUGUAUGUACCUCUGAGGCCGAAAGUUGACGGAAGCUCCGUCCUGUCAAGCGGAGACUGGCUUCUUUCUGCCGAGGAGCUAGCCAGUAAAUUCACUCCACGCACAAAAGCCGUCGUUAUCAACACUCCCAACAACCCACUGGGCAAGGUUUACAAGACCGAAGAGCUCCAAAUGAUUGCGGAUCUGUGCAUCAAACAUGAUGUGGUGUGCAUCAGUGACGAGGUGUACGAGUGGCUGGUUUAUGAUGGAAACAAGCAUGUAAAGAUAGCCAGCCUUCCUGGCAUGUGGGAACGAACCAUCACCAUUGGCAGUGCAGGAAAGACCUUCAGUGCUACUGGCUGGAAGGUUGGCUGGGCUAUUAGCUCUGAGGAAAUCAUCAAACGUUUGAAAUACAUCCAUCAGAUGUCCGUUUUUGAUUGUGCAACCGCUGCUCAGGAGGCAGUAGCUCGUGGAUUUGAGAGAGAAUACGAGCUGUUUGGGACUCCAGAGAGCUACUUCCAGCAGCUGCCUGCAAUGCUGCACCAGAAGAGGAAGAAGUUGGCCUCGUGUCUGGAGAGUGUAGGUCUGAAGCCCAUCAUGCCGGAGGGAGGAUAUUUUAUGAUCGCAGACGUCUCCUCUGUCAAGGUGGACGUAAAUGACUCCAUGACCACUGAGGAUGAGCCUUAUGACUUCAGAUUUGUGAAAUGGCUAAUUAAAGAGAAGGGUUUAGCAACAAUCCCCGUCUCAGCUUUCUACAGCCCAGAGCACAGAAAGGACUUUGACAAAUACAUCCGAUUCUGUUUCGUCAAGGAGGACUCCACUCUGGAUGCAGCUGAGGACAUCUUGAGAAAAUUUAGUAAAAUUGAAAGACAGUAAAAUUUUCCACAGUGUGGGGCACACAGUCACGCAUUACUCGUCCAUCUGUGCAAUUAUUAUUAUUAAGCAAGCAAAAAAAACUGUACAACAUAUUUCUCAGUAACUGCAGAGACAUUUGCCUUGUAUCCAACAGGUUGAAUAAAGCUUUGAAUAAAUC